CCAGAACCAUGACCAACAGCGGCGCUCCAGCACCAAAUCGGGCAGCUGCCGCCCGAUCCCCCCCGGCACCACGAGGCCGUCUGCGCUCCGUUUUCCUCCUUCCCGGUGCCGUUCCGUGAAUCUUUGCUCCUCUCUUCCUUCCAGCGAUGGCAGCCAUAAGGAAGAAGCUGGUGAUCGUGGGGGAUGGUGCCUGCGGGAAGACGUGCCUGCUGAUCGUCUUCAGCAAGGACCAGUUCCCUGAGGUCUACGUGCCAACCGUGUUUGAGAACUACAUCGCCGACAUCGAGGUGGAUGGCAAGCAGGUAGAGCUGGCGCUGUGGGACACGGCUGGGCAGGAGGACUAUGACCGGCUGCGGCCCCUCUCAUACCCGGACACGGAUGUCAUCCUCAUGUGCUUUUCUAUCGACAGCCCAGACAGCCUCGAGAACAUCCCUGAGAAGUGGACCCCGGAGGUGAAGCACUUCUGCCCCAACGUGCCCAUCAUCCUGGUGGGGAACAAGAAGGACCUGCGCAACGAUGAGCACACACGGCGGGAAUUGGCAAAGAUGAAGCAGGAGCCUGUGAAGCCAGAGGAGGGGAGAGAUAUGGCCAACCGGAUCAACGCCUUCGGCUACCUCGAGUGCUCGGCCAAGACCAAGGAGGGCGUGCGGGAGGUCUUUGAGAUGGCCACACGUGCAGGCCUGCAGGUCCGCAAGAACAAGAAGCGCCGGGGCUGCCCGCUGCUGUGAGCAGGAAGGGCUCUGCUCCGUGCCUGUCCCCGACCCUCUGCCCCAGAGCUGUCCCCAGGCACUGGGGCAUCCCUGUGCCACGCUGUGUGGCGAUGCCUUCGUUCCCCAUCGCUCUCUAUGGGCUGUGAGGUCUCUCUGCCUUGAGCAGGGCUGGCAGAAGCAGGGGCUGCUGGCUGUUCCCCGCACUGUGCUGGCCCCAGCUGCCCCAUGGCCUUUAUGGACUCACCAGGGCUGUGCUCAGCCCUGCCCUGCAGAGAUGUGCUGCGAGGAGUGCCAGCAGUGCCCUGCACCCUGGGUCUGCCCCGGGGCAGUGCCUUGUCCCCACAUCCACCAUUAGAAUGACGGUGCCUUCUUCGAGUCCGAGUUCCUCAUAGACUCUUAGCACCAGUAUGCUCAGCUGAGUAACUGGGAGAAUAAAUGCUAACUGGUAUUUGA
Lagopus muta (rock ptarmigan) is the source of this 1163-nucleotide messenger RNA. It is a transcript of the gene RHOC, whose product is annotated as ras homolog family member C. Lineage: Eukaryota; Metazoa; Chordata; Aves; Galliformes; Phasianidae. The transcript is spliced from 5 exons. Gene Ontology annotation, cellular component: neuron projection. Gene Ontology annotation, molecular function: GTPase activity; GTP binding. The record is from RefSeq and is a predicted model, not a curated record. The coding region runs from base 147 to 728 and encodes 193 amino acids. Gene Ontology annotation, biological process: small GTPase-mediated signal transduction.